AUGACAGACAGAGAAGGGUGCAUUGACAAUGUACCUUAUGAUUGUAUAUAUGAUGAUGGUCCUUUAGGUUUUGAAAAAAAUAACACUGACACUAUAAAAAAAUUUGUGGUGCAGGAUUCUUUGGAGGAAGUAGAUAUUGGUAACGGUGAUUAUCCUAGACCAACAUAUGUGAGCAAGAUGCUGCCUGAUGAUUUCAAACAAGAAAUGGUGAAAAUUUUGAAGGAAUAUUGCUACUGUUUUGCAUGGGAUUAUGCAGAGAUGCCAGGCUUGAAUCGUGAAUUAGUAGAACAUCAACUGCCAUUGAAAGUCAAUGUCAAACCUGUAAAGCAGCCACCAAGGAGAUUUACUCCUGAAGUCGUGCAGAAGAUUAAAGAAGAGGUUGAAAGGCUUCUUAAGGCUAAGUUUAUAAGAACAGCAAGGUAUGUCAACUGGAUUUCUAAUAUUGUUCCUGUCAUGAAAAAGAAUGGAAAAUUAAGGGUUUGCAUUGAUUUUAGAAAUUUAAAUUCUACAACACCAAAAGAUAAAUAUUCAAUGUCUAUAGCUGAUAUGUUGAUAGAUUCUACUGCUGGUCAUGAAAUGUUAAGUUUUAUGGAUGGAUAUUCAAGUUAUAAUCAAAUAUACAUAGCUGAGGAAGAUGUGUCAAAAACUGUAUUUAGGUGUCCGGUGCUUUAG
Arachis duranensis is the source of this 672-nucleotide messenger RNA. RefSeq lists its product as uncharacterized. The transcript has a single exon. Bases 1 to 672 code for a protein of 223 amino acids. NCBI's taxonomy places the organism in Eukaryota, Viridiplantae, Streptophyta, Magnoliopsida, Fabales, Fabaceae. The record is from RefSeq and is a predicted model, not a curated record.